UCCCCUCUCCCCGUCGCACGUCUCAACCACGCACACCCAACCCCCCAAUUGCCUUUCCCUGGACCCCGGGAAUCGCUCAGUUCUACGGUUAACCAAUUGCACUCAAUCAAGUGCAUUGUUCGUUUUACUCCCGCCAGUACCGUCUGCUCCAACCGUCUCGCGACCACCGUUCCGGCGAAAAGUUUCUUUUAACGUCCGACUACUUCCUACCCGUUUCCUAUCACAAUGACGACCCCUCAAUUCUGGUCGACGCCUCUCCGCUACCUUCGCUGGGCCUCUCAUGAGAAGCCCGCUAUCUUCUACUCGCUUGUCGUUGGUGCCAUGGGCCCCGUCAUGCUGGUGACUCUCCCCCCGAUCAGACGGGCCUUCGGCGACGUUGACCCGGAACCCAUCCCCCUCACAUAUCCCAUUCCCCAGGGACCCCGGGUUAUCCCGCAGGGCUACGAUGACGAGUAAAUCCGCCGGAGACUAUGAAUGGAGUCCGUGUCGAUUUUCAGAUUUGAUUUUUUACUUGGUGUAUUUAGCUGGGAAUUCGAGUCAAUUCAAAAGACUACCUACCUAUUCUGUCGGACAUCUCCGAUUACACCGCCUGAGGCUGGGCCGGAGUUUUUGUGUCGUUCUGGGUUGAUAUCCGGAUCAAUGGCUUCUGGAUUGCUCGAGAUGCUCUUCUUGCCAUUGCCCCUAUCAAUCGUCUCUAUACCCUCACGGCCUACGGGCUUGAUGGUCAGCGUGACUGCUGUGUAUUGUACAGGAAAAUGAUUAUAGAGCGGUGAAUAAUGCCAUUUGUUUCCUA
This is a messenger RNA of Aspergillus nomiae NRRL 13137, 793 nucleotides long. RefSeq lists its product as uncharacterized. Lineage: Eukaryota; Fungi; Ascomycota; Eurotiomycetes; Eurotiales; Aspergillaceae. The transcript has 2 exons. Bases 475 to 759 code for a protein of 94 amino acids. The record is from RefSeq and is a predicted model, not a curated record.